ACCACACCUCCAACUUGUCCGCUUUCACAAGGUCACCGAGGGCAAAUAAUUUAUUACAACACUGGAAUAAACAAAAAUUAGCAAACUCUUAGGCUUUUUUCACAGUUAUGGGCAGCAAUCGUGAAGUGGUGUCAUCAUAAAUCUUCAUGCUCUCGCCGUUGAAUGAAUGCAUUGGGAACAAGCAACCAGAACAAGUGGACUCGACCCAGCAGACAAGCGUUUCAUAACUUAUAGACUAGGGUAGACAGGCUAGACUUCAGAAGUCUCAUAACUUCCAACAGUGUGGCUGUGUAAAGAAGUUGGACCACGUUUGUGAUCUCGAAGUCAGAUUUUACAUUUCUUGAAGCAUAUCACUAUCGUAAAAUAAGAAAACAUGAAGUGGCUCGAUAAACAAGUUCUUGCGCCUGUAGCAUUGGACGAAGCUCCAGUGGAACUUCCCACAUUUGAGCACCCAAAACUCGAACCAGAAAUGCCUCUCACAAGACUGAAGAUACGAAAUAAAAUACGAGGCUACUGUGAAGACUUUGAGAUCGACAAUGACGGGUACAAACGGAUAAUGAAUCUCCUUGAGCAUGAAAUGGACAAAGGGCUUGGGAAGGAAACAAAUGCCGCCGCUACCAUAAAAAUGUUCCCUACAUAUGUCCGCUCAUUGCCAGAUGGUUCAGAGGAGGGUAACUUCUUAGCUCUGGAUCUGGGAGGCACUAACUUUCGUGUACUUCUCAUCACACUACACGGGGGAGAGGUCAAGAUGGAGAGUAAAAUAUACCUUAUACCUCAAUACAUAAUGCAGGGUUCUGGGAAUCAGCUAUUUGAUCACCUGGCUGACUGUUGCGCUAAGUUCAUGAAAGCUCAUGCCAUCUCACAUCUCUCGCUCCCUCUGGGCUUUACAUUUUCAUUCCCCUGUAAGCAGCAUGGUAUCGCCUCUGCCAGCCUACAAACCUGGACAAAAGGUUUCAAGUGUGCUGGGGUUGAAGGGGAAGAUGUCGUAAGAAUGUUUCAUGAGGCUGUAAAACGGCGGAAGGAUAUCGACAUUACUUGUGUGGCAAUCCUGAACGACACAGUGGGAACGCUCAUGUCUUGUGCACAUGACGAUCACAAUUGUGAAAUAGGCCUGAUUCUUGGAACAGGCACAAAUGCAUGUUACAUGGAGAAGUUGGACAAUGUCGAACUCUGGGAUGGUGAUGACAAAGAACCCAAACAAGUGAUUAUCAACACAGAAUGGGGAGCAUUUGGUGAUAACAAAUGUCUAGAUUGGUUCAGAACACCUUAUGAUAAAGAAGUUGAUGAAUUUUCAUUAAAUGGUGGAAAGCAAGUGUAUGAGAAGAUGAUAUCUGGUAUGUACAUGGGUGAGAUAGCCCGAUUGGUCAUACUGAAGCUCACCCAAGAGGGCCUCAUGUUUGGGGGUGAAGUCUCAGAAGAGUUAGAAACUAGGCAAAGAUUCUACACUAAAUACAUAUCUGAAAUAGAAAGUGAUGAUGAAGAUGAAUUCAGAAAUACCAAGCAGGUAUUGGAAGAGAUGGGAAUUGAAACAUUUACUAUAGAGGACUGUAGAAAUGUGCGAUAUGUAUGUGAACAAGUGUCAACCAGGGCGGCAUAUCUCGCCUCAGCAGGUAUUGCAGUAUUACUGAAUAAGAUCAGCAAGCCAGAGAUCACAGUGGCUGUUGAUGGUUCCCUAUAUAAGUUCCACCCGAAGUUCCAUGAUAGAAUGGUAGACAAAAUCUCAACACUAGUCAAUCCAGGAAUUAAGUUUAAAUUAAUGGUAUCCCAUGAUGGGAGUGGCAGGGGCGCUGCCAUGGUAGCAGCUGCUGUCGCAGGAAUUCAUUUCAAGAAUGACGUCAUUGUAUCAGACUCUUAACAGUUCAAGUUAAUGAUGUCAAAUGAUGGCAGUGGAAAGGGGGCAGCACUGGUGGCUGCAGUAGCAUAUAGAAUACUUCAACAUCAACGACGGCAGCUAAGACUAUAAUAACAAUCUUUCAGUAAAAGUAUCAUCCUGGGAGGCCAUUUUUGGGAAAGAGACAAUUUCGAGAAUCCCCAAGAGGGCCUCUUUGGAGAACUAUGCAGAUGCCAUCUAUUGAGCUGUUCUAGAACAAUGUGAUAUGAAACAAAAUGCAGUGAGACCAUAUAAACCAGCAAGAAGAAUGAACAACUUUGCCAAAUAAUAUAAACUAUUAUGAACUUAUUGUGCUCUAUUUGUGGAGGUGUAUUAGAAUGUAGGUUUUUCUUGACUUACUUAUGUUUCUCAUUUGCUCAAAAGUAUGGUAUGCUUAAUAUUUUGUUCAAAAGUUGGAAAAUGAACUGUCACGAUGAAGUAAAUGAGUUAUAAUUAUUAUUAACAUUUGUCAAAGGGUUAUAUUUUUUAUGCAUCAUUGAUUUCAUGAAAGUCCACCCUAAUGUUGUCAUUAAUCAUAAGGGAUGGUGUCUAGCUGUUGACAAUUGCGGUUCAACAAAGUUG
Molecule: messenger RNA, 2452 nt
Organism: Owenia fusiformis
Lineage: Eukaryota; Metazoa; Annelida; Polychaeta; Sabellida; Oweniidae
Source: the annotation of a GenBank genome assembly